This is a messenger RNA of Didymella exigua CBS 183.55, 1032 nucleotides long. RefSeq lists its product as uncharacterized. NCBI's taxonomy places the organism in Eukaryota, Fungi, Ascomycota, Dothideomycetes, Pleosporales, Didymellaceae. The record is from RefSeq and is a predicted model, not a curated record. Gene Ontology annotation, molecular function: nucleotide binding. Bases 93 to 1010 code for a protein of 305 amino acids. The transcript has 2 exons.
CAUGCGGAUGCUGUCCUGAAUGUGCCCUGGACUGCGCUGGCGUGUAUUCUGGACCAUCAUCCCCCAGCAGCGGAGGGCGCUGCAAAGUACAAAUGCCCUGUCUUCACGUCUGUGGAGGCCAUGCUCGAAGACAACAGUGUCAAGUUGAUGCAGCCAUCGUAUGCACUCCGAAUCAGACCCUCGUCCCCAUCUCCAAGGAGCUAUUGCAUGCUGGCAAGCAUUUCUUGUGCGAGAAGCCCAUCUGUGCCGAUGUGGCCAGUGGGCACCUGCAUAUCGAAUGCGCGGAAGAUAGCAAGUGGAAGCUUCUGACAGGUCACCAUCGUUGUUUCAAUCGCUACCCAGUAGCAGUCAAGCAGCACAUCCUAUCUCUUGGACGUGUCAUUCCCACCAGCGGCCUCUGGAAUAUUUACAAUCGGCUCUCAUAUUUCGGUCUACCAAUAGAGUGGCGCCACCUGGACUCGGCUCGGCCCGUUUUCAUCAACAUAAUCCACGAGAUUGACCUUCUCCACUACUGGUAUGGUCCGAUCACACGCUUUUUAGCGGAGCAGACUAUCUUCCAGAGACGGUUCGAUGCUGAGGAGGGCGCGGCGAUUAUGCUUAGAUUUGCAAGUGGCCUGGCGGGGACCUUUCUCCUGUCUGAUGCGGUAGUGUCGCAACACAAUUUCGGGGGCGGCACGGGCGAAAACCCAAUCAUUCCAUGCACCAGACAAGACUUUCACAGUUUAUUCGGCUCAGAGGGAAGCCUCAGUGUAUCGGACAUGACUCGGUGGGACUAUGGAAACGGUGAGAACAGUCGGAACAGAGAGCUGUUGGAGAUCAUGCUGGAGGUGCCGGAUCUGAAGAUUCCAUUUGCGUCCCCGAUUGAGCUCUUUAUGAAGGUCAUCAAAGAUGAAGAGUCGGCUAGCUGCGAUGGUGCCGAGGGGCUGAGGGCUGUCGUAGUGUGUAAGGCUUUCAAAAGGUCAAUGAAGGAGCAUUGCCCAGUAGAGAUAGAUUGGGGCGGCCAGUACUAGGCUAAGCGGAGCUGAAGAGGUG